Molecule: messenger RNA, 2257 nt
Organism: Zingiber officinale
Lineage: Eukaryota; Viridiplantae; Streptophyta; Magnoliopsida; Zingiberales; Zingiberaceae
Product: cysteine-rich receptor-like protein kinase 2
Exons: 7
Coding region: 65-2011 (648 amino acids)
Biological process (GO): protein phosphorylation
Molecular function (GO): ATP binding; protein kinase activity
Source: RefSeq, a predicted model, not a curated record
GACGUCUUCAUCCUGUCAGAGGUGUUCGUCUUGCGGCUCACUUCCGGUGCCUCGACCCCGAGGCAUGGCCUACUUCGAUUCCGCCCUCGUGCUCUUGGUGCUUCUCCUAUGGAGUCCGAUCACCUCCGGUGACCCUCAGGCCAAUCUCCUUCAAGCCGGCUGCAGCUUAUACAACUCCACCAACGCCUCCGUCUUCGCCGCCACCUUGAACCGCACCUUCGCCGACCUCCGCUCCAACAUCUCCUCCGCCGCCGCCGCCGGCAGCGCCGCGGCCCACUUCGUGACCGCGGCUGGAGUCUCCUCCCAGCCCGUCUACGCCCUCUUCCAGUGCCGCGGCUACCUCUCCAUGGCCGACUGCCUCGCUUGCUUCUCCGUCGCAGAAGACCGCAUCCGCCGGUGCGGCGCCGCCAACGGCGCUCGCGUCGUGUACGACGGGUGCUUCCUCCGCUACGAGAGCGCCCCCUUCUCCGACCAGGGCACGCUCCCGGGGAACGCCAACUUCUGCGGCAGCCGCAACGCGACGACGAGCGCAGGGCCAGCCGGGUUCGCCUCCGCGGGGCUGGCACUGGUGAAGGAUUUGAGAGACGCCACGCCGAUGGCGCCGGAGUUCUUCACGGCGGCGGAGAGGGAGGGGGUGUUCGGGAUAGCGCAGUGCGUGGAGACGCUCAGCGAGGCGGUAUGCCGACAGUGCCUGGAGACGGCGGUAAACAAUGUAGUGUUGUGUCUGCCGAGCGCCGACGGCCGGGCGGUGGACGCCGGCUGCUUCAUGAGGUACUCCAACCAGCCCUUCUUCCCCGCCAACCAAACCAUGGAUUUAUCCCCUUUCUUGAAUUCAGGGAGAUCAAGCAAGCGGAGGGUCAUAAUUUGGGGCGUCGCUGGAGGAGUCUGCGGCCUGUUGCUACUUGUAGGGCUUGUAGCACUUCUGUGGAUCAGAAGAUCUAGAUAUCAACAAGGCCCCCGAAAAGGAGAUAUAUUAGGGGCCACUGAGUUACAAGGUCCAAUAAAUUUCCAUUACGAGGAUCUUAAAAAAGCUACAAAUAAUUUCAGUGAAGACAGUAAUAAAUUAGGAGAAGGAGGUUUUGGGGAUGUGUACAAGGGCACACUGAAAAAUGGGAUUACAGUGGCUGUAAAGCGACUGGCAAUUGCUCAAGUUAGUAGGGCAAGAGCAGAUUUUCAGAGUGAAGUGAAGAUCAUUAGCAAUGUUCAUCAUAGAAACUUAAUCCGUCUGCUUGGAUGUUCUAGCAAAGGCCAAGAUUUUCUUCUUGUCUAUGAGUACAUGGCAAAUAGCAGCCUCGACAAGUUCAUAUUUGGUGACAAACGUGGAUCCCUCAAUUGGAAACAGAGAUUCUCCAUAAUCGUCGGCAUGGCUCGUGGGCUUUCUUACCUGCAUCAGGAAUUCCACUUUUGUAUCAUACAUCGCGAUAUCAAAUGCAGCAACAUUCUUCUUGAUGAUGAUUUCCAGCCAAGGAUUGCAGACUUUGGCCUAGCGCGCCUUCUGCCGGAGGACAGGAGUCACCUCAGCACUAGGUUUGCUGGCACUCUGGGAUAUACAGCACCUGAGUAUGCAAUCCAGGGGCAGCUCUCUGAAAAGGUCGAUACAUAUAGCUUCGGCGUAGUCGUUCUUGAAAUGAUAAGCGGACGGAAAAACAAUGACAUAAAGCUCGAGCCUUUGACUCAAUAUCUCCUUGAAUGGGCUUGGAAACUAUACGAACGCGAUCGAUUGAUGGAGUUGGUCGACGAAAGCUUAGAUCCUAGUGAAUUUUCUCCAGAAGAGGUGAAGAGGAUUGUUAAAAUAGCUCUUCUCUGCACGCAAUCUGCUGCAGCUGAGAGGCCGACAAUGUCAGAGGUUGUUGUUAUGUUGCUGAGCCAGAGUGAUGCUACUCCUCAGCCGACAAGACCGACCUUCAUAGAUGCUGCAAGUAGUGUUGAAGGUAAUGUUGUAUCCUUCACCACCGGCUCAUUUUCUACCUCGCAUGCAACUGUUUCUGUAUCUCAGUUCUCUGCUCGUUAAUGUUCCAUGACAAGUAGCAAGCAUCCUGUUCCAAUGAAGUAAAAAACAUAAUUUUUACAAACCGUUACAUAUUCUGAUUGUAUAUUUAGAUGAAAGAAUAUGUAUUCUAAGUGAGCCAAGACUGAUUGUUUUUCCUUAAAAAUUGUUGCAAUGUUGAGAAGUUUUCACGGCAAUUGACCAAAGGGUGUACUUUCAUAUUCUAAUUGUAUAUUUAGAUGAGUAUGUAUUCUAAGUGAGUUAAGACUG